CAGGAACAACCUACGGGAGAGGAGCUGCUCAGGAGCAGUCACACCCCCAGGGGCAGGAGGAGCUAGGGCGAGACGAGAGAGUGUAGUGGGGCUGAUAGAUUGCAGGGCACAGCACCAGGUAGGAAGCGGUCUUCGGAUGGGGAUACAGACAGCCCCUGCACCAGGGGGCUGCGGCUAGAAUAACGCCGCCCCGCAGCAGCUGGAGCAAUAGCGCCUCCCCCAUGACCACCCGAGCUCGACUCCUCCUCGUCCUACGUCAGGGCAGCUUGGGGUGGAGCUGGCCCCGAUUGCUGCGUCUGCGCGUUUCGGGAGGAGGCCUCGCGACUCGUGUGUCCUCGCAGGGGUCUGUCGCGUACCCAGUCUGGGCCCGAGCGGAGCGCAGCCCGCACCGGACAGAAUAUGGAUUCCCAAAAGGAAGUUCAGCCUCCAAAGCAACAGCCAAUGAUUUACAUUUGUGGAGAAUGUCACACAGAAAAUGAAAUAAAAGCAAGAGAUCCUAUCAGGUGUCGAGAAUGUGGGUACAGAAUAAUGUACAAGAAAAGAACAAAAAGAUUGGUUGUCUUUGAUGCUCGGUAAUGGGAAUUCAAGAUGUAGCUGUUUUGGCCUGGUUCGUUUUAGUAUACUGAUAACUUUGGUUUGUAUACACAUCUGUUGUGGAGAAAUAUAUACUUUUCAUUCUGAUAUCAGUUGUAAAUUAUUCAAGUAGUUAAAUAAAGUUUUUAAUAUCAAAUA
This is a messenger RNA of Mauremys reevesii (Reeves's turtle), 732 nucleotides long. It is a transcript of the gene POLR2K, whose product is annotated as RNA polymerase II, I and III subunit K. Lineage: Eukaryota; Metazoa; Chordata; Testudines; Geoemydidae. Bases 400 to 576 code for a protein of 58 amino acids. Gene Ontology annotation, cellular component: RNA polymerase I complex; RNA polymerase III complex; RNA polymerase II, core complex. Gene Ontology annotation, molecular function: zinc ion binding; DNA binding; DNA-directed RNA polymerase activity. The transcript is spliced from 4 exons. Gene Ontology annotation, biological process: DNA-templated transcription. The record is from RefSeq and is a predicted model, not a curated record.